UACAUCAUUAUUUAAUCCAAUAUUAUAUAUGUACAGUUGAAGUCGGAAGUUUACAUAUACCUUAGCAAAAUACAUUUAAACUCAGUUUUUAACAAUUUCUGACAUUGAAUCCUAGUAAAAAUUCCCUGUCUUAGGUCAGUUAGGAUCACCACUUUAUUUUAAGAAUGUGAAAUGUCAGAAUAAUGGUAGAGAGAAUGAUUUAAGUUGGGUGAAUUUUGUCCCAUUCAUCCUGACAGAGCUGGUGUAACUGAGUCAGGUUUGUAGGCCUCCUUGCUUGCACACACACUUUUUCAGUUCUGCCCACAAAUUUUCUAUAGGAUUGAGGUCAGGGCUUUGUGAUGGCCACUCCAAUACCUUGACUUUGUUGUCCUUAAGCCAUUUUGCCACAACUUUGAAAGUAUGUUUGGGGUCAUUCUCCAUUUGGAAGACCCAUUUGUGAAAGCCUUAACUUCCUGACUGAUGUCUUGAGAUGUUGCUUCAAUAUAUCCACCUAAUUUUCCUUUCUCAUGAAGCCAUCUAUUUUGUGAAGUGCACCAGUCCCUCCUGCAGCAAAGCACCCCCACAACAUGAUGCUGCCACCCCUGUCCUUCACGGUUGGGAUGGUGUUCUUCUGCUUGCAAGCCUCUCCUUUUUCCUCCAAACAUAAUGAUGGUCAUUAUGGCCAAACAGUUCUAUUUUUGUUUCAUCAGACCAGGGGACAUUUCUCCAAAAUGUAUGAUCUUUGUCCCAAUGUGCAGUUGCAAACCGUAGUUUGGCUUUUUUAUGGAGGUUUUGGAGCAGUGGCUUCUUCCUUGCUGAGCGGCCUUUCAGGUUAUGUCGAUAUAGGACUCGUUUUACGUGGAUAUAGAUACUUUUGUACCUGCUUUGUACCUGCUUCCUCCAGCAUCUUCUCAUUUUUUGCUGCUGUUCUGGGAUUGAUUUGAACUUUUCGCACCAAAGUACGUUCAUCUCUAGGAGACAGAACGUGUUUCCAUCCUGAGCUGGCUGUGUGGUCCCAUGGUGUUUAUACUUGCAUACUAUUGUUUGUACAGAUGAACGUGGUACCUUCAGGCAUUUGGAAAUUGCUCCCAAGGAUGAACCAGACUUGUGGAGGUCUACAAUUGUUUUUUUGCGGUCUUGGCUGAUUUCUUUUGAUUUUCCCAUGAUGUCAAGCAAAGAGGCACUGAGUUUGAAGGUAGGCCUUGAAAUACAUCCACAGGUACACUUCCAAUUGACUCAAAUGAUGUAAAUUAGCCUAUCAGAAGCUUCUAUAUCCAUGACAUAAUUUUCUGGAAUUUUCCAAGCUGUUUAAAAGCAGUCAACUUAGUGUAUGUAAACUUCUGACCCACUGGAAUUGUGAUGCAGUGAAAUAAUCUGUCUGUAAACAUAAAAUUACUUGUGUCAUGCACAAAGUAGAUGUCGUAACCGACUUGCCAAAACUACAGUUAACAAGAAAUUUGUGGAGUGGUUGAAAAACAAGUUUUAAUGACUCCAACCUAAGUGUAUAUAAACUUCUGACUUCAACUGUAUAUGAGCAGUAGAUGAGAAUGUAGUAUCAGAGGACAAAAUAUGAACCUGAACUCAUAACUUACUGUUCUCUCAUUUCAGCUAUGUGACAGCCUCAAAAAUGAUACUCCUGUGUAAGGGUCUGCAGCGAAUCACAGCCAUCCGCCAGAGAGAAGCAAAUGUAACCACAGGACAUGUGACAGAGUUGAUGGACACCCAAUGUUCAUCAAUGGACAGAAAGUUCCACAGAAUGGAAUAUGAUCAUGCGCUAUCAGAAACCGCUGCACUUGACCCCAGGUUUAAGAAGUUAGCCUUCAGUGAUGCCAGAGCGAUUGAUGAGGCUCUUCAAAGAAUAACCUCAGCAGCAGGGAGGGACAGCCCCAGCAGUCAGCUGGCUCAGGCACCAGGGCAACAGGAGAAAGAGGGAGGGACAGCCCCAGCAGUCAGCUGGCUCAGGCACCAGGGCAACAGGAAGAAGAGGGAUCAGAUGGAGCAGAAGCACCAGCAGUAGUGCCACAAACGUCUGCUGUUUGGAUGCUGUUUGACGAGAGAGCAACUGGGGAUGCAGCACGAAGGAAUCCCUCAGCAGAUGCCAUAAUGGAGGUCCGGUCCUAUUUGGAGGAGCCCCUCCAUAGAUCUGCAGAUACUCUGAGCUGAUGGAAGAACAAGGCCUCUGUCCUCCCACGGCUAUCUAAAGUCAUGACAGGGAGACUCUGCAUAGUGGCCACAUCCGUUCCCUCUGAGAGGGUCUUCUUGAAAACGGGACAAAUAAUUACUGAGAGAAGAAUCUGCAUCAAGUGAGGCAGCUUGCUUUUCUGAAUGCAAAUUUCUCAUAAAAGCAAAAUCUGGUCAGCAUUGCUGUGUGCUGCUGGUUAUAACAUGGCAAUAAAGAAUAGAGAGAAAAGAGGGACCAGUUUAAUGUUUUAAGUGGGAUGCUACAGUUUUGCACAUGAUUUAUUUUUCUUUGAUAUGGUGCAUUAUUCUAUUAUUAUGUUGUUCAGAUUGUACUCGUUUUGAAUUGUUACAUUUAUAUGCACUUUGUUUAUAUACAUUAAAAAAGUUAUACUUUAAAUGCACAUGUGUAAAAACAUCCCUUUUACAUUUAUUUCAAUUUGUGGGAUGCUGCAGUUUUGCAAAUUGUUAUUUAUUUUUCUUUGAUAUUGUGCAAUAUUCUAUUAUGCUGUUCAGAUUGUAUUCGUUUUGAAUGUUUAGAUGUAUAUGCACUUUGUUUAUAUACAUUACAAAUGUAUAAUUUAAAUGCAAAUGUUUAAUAGUAUUAUAUUACAUAACAAACCAAUGCAUUUUUAAAUACAUUGUGGUUAAGGUAGAUUAUGAUUUCAUUUAAUAAUUUAAUUAUAAUUGUUUUCACAGAAAUCAUAGUCAAACUAUCGCAAACGGUUUGACUUGAAAAAAUACAAGACAUAUUUUUUUUAAAGAGCCGUUUGGGAGCCAAAAGAGCCGAGCCGACUCACUGAAAAGAGCCGGAAUGCCCAUCACCACCUAUUGCCUAUGGCCGAAAAACUAGUAGUGCGCUAUGAUGACAUAUGGGAGGGGCAUCCGAGCAGUGAGCUAUGUUGUAUUUGGUUGUAUGUGUAACUUCUUAUUUAUACCUCAGUGUGUAACUCCGAGUCGGGGAGAUGAUGAAGAUUAGCCUACGCACUAUGUAAAAUUGUUACAGCAGCACAGCCAUUCGUAACUAUUUGGCGCUCGCGCCACGUGGAGCGAAAGGCUACAUUUAUCUGUUACAUUUUAUCCUACAUGUUAUCGCUUUGGUUUUUAGCAACAAACGUAUUUUUUGUUGCGUUGCAAUAAUGAAAACACAGUGAUCUGACUGCCGCACUUCUCAUCUCUACAAGUUUCAACCGAUCCCCCGAGCACAGGAUGAAGGGUCGGACAGACGCCCCGCGCGAUCGGGGCUGGUUGGUGGGGGUUAUCUUCUUCAUCCUGGGACUCGGGACGCUGCUACCAUGGAACUUCUUCAUGACCGCCUCCAUGUAUUUCAACAGCCGCCUUAACAAGACUGAACGGAGCAACGGCACGGUGGUCUCCCACAAAGAGUACUACUUCAACAACUGGAUGACUCUGCUGUCCCAGCUCCCCCUGCUGCUCUGCACUCUGCUCAACUCCUUCUUCUAUCAGCGGAUAUCGGAGAUGGUGCGGAUAGCGGGCAGCCUGGUCUUCAUCUUCAUCCUCUUCAUCCUCACUGCCAUCCUGGUCAAGAUCCCCAUGGAGGAGGACCGUUUCUUCUCUGUUACCAUGGCUACCAUCUGGUUCAUCAACUCGUUUGGAGCGGUGCUACAGGGCAGUCUGUUUGGCCUGGUGGGCCUCCUUCCUCAGAAGUACAGCGCUGUGUUCAUGAGUGGCCAGGGGCUGGCCGGCACCUUCGCUGCUAUCGCCAUGCUGGUCUCCAUAGCCAGUGAUACGGACCCUGAGACGGCUGCGUUGGGUUACUUCAUCACGCCGUGUGUAGGAACCCUGAUCACUUUGCUUAGCUACCUCCUACUGCCUCGCCUGGAGUUUGCCCAGUUUUACUUGGACAAGAGCAGGAGUUAUGAGGUGGAGACUGCAGGUGAGCUGCUGAAAGUGACAGAGAGUGGCAAGGCGGAGAACGGCAAGCUAUAUGGCCACGCCAAUGGCUCAUUGGCCAAUGGAGGUGCCAGUGGCGAGGAGGUGGAGGUAAAGGGGGCUGGGGUCAGUCCCAAGCAGGCCUUCUUAACCCUGGAGCAGGCUGAGGUCAGGGACAGGAAGUCCACCGUCAAGGAGGUGUUUAAAAAGAUAUGGGUGAUGGCUUUCUGUGUGGUUUUUGUCUUCACCGUCACUCUCGCUGUGUUCCCCGCCGUCACUGUGGACGUCAAGACUCUAUACCCUGGGAAAUGGGAACCUUAUUUCAUCUCUGUGUGCUGCUUCCUCAUUUUCAACGUGUGUGACUGGAUCGGCAGAACUGUCACCACCCUGGUCCAGUGGCCCCCCAAGGACAGUUGUCUGUUCCCGGGGCUGGUGGUCUCCAGGGUGGUGUUUGUUCCCCUGCUGAUGUUCUGUAACGUCCAGAGCCGCUCCUACCUCCCCGUCCUCUUCUCCCACGACGCUGCCUUCGCCUUCAUCAUGAUGCUCUUCUCCCUCUCCAACGGAUACUGCGUCUGCCUCUCCAUGUCCUACGCCCCACAGUUGGUGGCUCCUAAAGAUGCAGAGACGGCCGGGGCCCUGAUGACUUUCUUCCUGGCCCUGGGCCUCUCCAUCGGGGCCGCCCUGUCCUUCCUGCUGCGACUACUGGUCUAGACACAUACACACAUCAGAGGACCACCACCAUCAGUCAACAGCCACCUCCAUCCCCAUCCGUAAAGUGACGGGACACGCCAUGACAUCAUCCACUUCCAUCGUCAUACCUAGAAGGACCCAGGCUGGGAAUAGAGCUGCCUAAAGAAAAGCCUGCAUCAAAAUGAUAUUAGUACUGACCACAAUAGAUAUUAUACCAGGGAUUGAAUAUCAUCUCCCCAGCUGCCUGACAUGCACAACACGUAUUGAAAUAACUGAGAUAUGAAGGGUAUGACGCUACAUGACUAGCUACUUUACCACUGGUUUACAGUGGUUAGUAGUAAAAGACUCUGGUUGUCUCUCAUCGGACAACAAUGAAUAGACACAGUCGGUGCCAAACUGUUUUAAACUUGGGUGGUUAUUUUUGAGUUGGACCAUUUUAAGGAGGUUUUUGUAUAAUGUUUGUUUCCCUGUUGUUUUCUUAAGGCACUAACCUUAGUCAAGAACAGUAGCUAGAGGAGUUUAUGGAGAACUAAUGGAUUGUUCCACAAAGUAGAUCAUUUUCUCACGGAAGUCUUAUUUUCAUAACGACAUCAGAUUAAAUCAGGAUUACUAGCUCUGAUGAGUAAGUACCUAUAUUUUUCAACAAUUUGAUUUGAUUGAAAACGUUUGAUUUAUUUUGGAUAUCAUGACAAUAUGAAAUAGUACAUUAUUUUUGCACGGAAGACCAAUUCAAUUAUUUCCCUUAGUUUGCAUUUCGGUCUGUGGACAUCAGCACACUCAUGUCAUUCUAGCCCAUUGGAGUGGAGAGGACCACUUGGGGUGUGUUCAAUAGAGUGAAAUGUAGUUCAUAGAAAAUACUCCAUUCGCUUCCUGUUCAUGUCAGGAUAAUGGCCCAGUAGGACAGGUUUUAGAAACAGGAUAUGAUGCAGUGUAAUGAUAGGAACAGAGGGCAAGGAGGUGAUGGGAACCAGACCACAUUCCACUCCUCCUCCUUCCCACUGUUCUCCUGAGGGUAGCGUUCAGUCUGACCAUAACAGUGUUUCCCAAAUUCGGUCCUUGGGACCCCAGAGGGUGCACGUUUUGUUUUAAUGUCCCAGCACUACACAGCUGAUUCAAAUAAUCAACUAAUCAUCAGGCUUUUGAUAAUAUAAAUCAGAU
Molecule: messenger RNA, 5898 nt
Organism: Oncorhynchus nerka (sockeye salmon)
Lineage: Eukaryota; Metazoa; Chordata; Actinopteri; Salmoniformes; Salmonidae
Product: equilibrative nucleoside transporter 2-like
Exons: 13
Coding region: 3367-4761 (464 amino acids)
Biological process (GO): adenine transport; thymine transport; uridine transmembrane transport
Cellular component (GO): plasma membrane; basolateral plasma membrane
Molecular function (GO): nucleoside transmembrane transporter activity
Source: RefSeq, a predicted model, not a curated record